AUGCAGGUUGCUUCUACAAACAUUUGUGAAAGAAUGGCAAUUAGCCCAUCCGUUAAAUUUCCUUGCUACUAAAUAUUCCACGGUCAACUGCUAGUGGUAUUAUAAUAUAGUGGAAGCAACUGGGAACAACAGCAGCUCAGCCACGAAGUGGUAGGCCACGUAAAAUGACAGAGCGGGGUCAGCACAUGCUGAAGUGCACAGUGCGCAGAAGACGCCAACUGUCUGCAUCUGCAGAGUCAAUCGCUAAAGACCUCCAAACUUCAUGUGGUCUUCAGAUUAGCACAAAAACAGUGCUUCAUGGAAUGAGUUUCCAUGGCCGAGCAGCUGCACCAAGCCUUACAUCGCCAAGUGCAAUGCAAAGCGUGAGAUGCAGUGGAGUAAAGCAGGCCGCCAAUGGACUCUAG
Messenger RNA from Staurois parvus, 404 nucleotides. NCBI's taxonomy places the organism in Eukaryota, Metazoa, Chordata, Amphibia, Anura, Ranidae. The record is from the annotation of a GenBank genome assembly.